AUGCCUACUUGCACAUACCAAUGCACCCAGCAAGUCACCAGGCUAACACAGGAUUUACUACACCAGUUGGGCUUUCUAGUAAAUCAAGCAGAGUCGCAGCCAACACAACAGUUGGUCUUCCUGGGCAUGGAGUUGGACACGGAGGCGGGCUUAGUACGUCCUUCACAGGCGCAAUUGCUUGGCGCUAAGCGACCUAGCCAAACGCCUAGUCAGCGUUCCCUCAGUGUCCCUCCGAGAACUAAUGCAGAUUAUCGUGCUUCACACAGACAACACAGCAGUGGUCUCCUAUAUCAACAAGAACGGGGGACAAGAUCCCCAUCGUUGUCAGUCCUAGCAGAGCAAAUUCUUCUUUGGUGCCUGGAAAGCAAUUUGGAGAUAAGUGCACACCACCUUCCAGGGGUGAGGAACAGUCUGGCAGACGCCCUCUCGUCUCUAGAACACGUGGUGGCAGAUACCCCAAUGGGUAGCCUCCAUGCUGUUUUGGCUGUGGGAUGGUCCAAAGAUAGAACCCUGGAACGCCAAGCUCCCGACGUAUGUAACACUCCUGCUGACACCAGGACCUUGGGCCAUGGAUGUGUUGUCGAUCCCGUGGACAAACCCAAUUGGCCAACCAAGGCUUGGUUUUCACUUCUGUUGGAAAUGCUAGUCGAGACACCGCGUUCACUUAGUCCUCCGUGUGGAGAAAGAAGGAACCAGAGUGAAGAUAGAGGGAAGGUGGCAUCACCAACAUUACCUCCGUCACGUGAGGAGAAUGAAAUCAAAGUCAAAUUCAACAAAUCCUCGGUGACCUUACAGUCUGACAGUGAGGUGAACGGAAUAUGGUUACAGUGCCUGAAGCUGGCUUAUCCAGAACCAAGACAUGUUUACAAUGACAAUAAAGAAAAGAAGACAACACAAUUACGUCUAGUCAGCCAAAAUGGUAAUACAGUAACAAUCAAAGUCUACCACAAUGGUACCUUAUUAAUCCAGGGUAAUUCAUGGAUAAUGAAUGAAUGGACCAUGCUACUCAAAUACAUUCAGGCGAAGAGUAACACCAUUGCCAACCCAUUCAUGCAAGAUGAUGCUGAAACGGAAUACAAAACAGUACCUCAUUGGAAAGCCACAAGACCAAGAAAAAACAUGCAAACACUCAUCAUUGGUGACUCCAUGCUUAAGAACAUUGAUGUAAAGGGAGUGUACAAAAAUACAUUUGUGAUAACCUUACAAGGACGAAAAAUAAAAGAAAUGGAUGCAUACAUCCAGGAAACAACUGGAGAUGACCUACAAAAUGUUGUCAUACAUGCAGGCACAAACAAUAUAGCAGAUAACGAUACAGUGGAUUCCUGUGUUGAAGACAUAGAUAGCAAUAACAUCCAACUUCAGUUUCACUUAAAUGAUGCUGUACAUCUUAACAAUCAUGGAACUGCAAUCUUGGUCAGUACAAGGAAAAUGGAGGCAAGCCAAGAAGGUAUGGCGAACAACUCCAGUGGAAGCGCCAUGGCAACCAACCCACACUUACUGCAGAUGGAAGAAGAUGUACUUUACCAUUUUGGUCUGUCAACAAAGAAAAAUAAUUUACAAGCAAUGUUUGGAGAAGUUAAGUUUGUGUGUACUGGUGGCAGUUCUGCUAGAAUGGAAGUUUUUGCUAAGUUUAUGUUAGAAGAACUUCAUAUGCACUUGCCAGCUGGUAUGGCAUUAUGUAACAUCUGCUCCACAGACAGAUACGCUAUGUAUAAAGUAGGACCUGUUCUUGUGGUUAGCCAUGGUAUGGGUAUGCCGUCCAUAUCUAUAAUGUUACACGAGGUCAUCAAAUUAUUAGAAUACGCUCAGUGCAAAGAUUUAACAUUUUUCCGCAUUGGAACAUGUGGUGGACUAGGAUUGAAACCUGGUUCUGUGGUUGUCACAGAAACUGCUGUGGACUACAAAUUUGAGCCGGUUUUUGAGCUGCAAGCACUUGGGAAGAUAAUCUCCACACCUACAAACCUCAACAAGGACUUAGCACAAGAUCUGUUAUCAUGCAGUGACCAAUCAGAUGAAUUUGAUAUUGUUGUGGGUAACACUAUGUGUACUAAUGACUUCUAUGAGGGUCAGGGCCGCUUAGACGGAGCUUUUUGUGAUUACACCGAACAGGACAAAAUGAACUACUUACAUGAGUUGUAUAAUGUUGGUAUACGUAACAUUGAGAUGGAGUCGCUGUGUUUUGCCUCAAUGAUGAACAGAGCUGGUAUCAAAGCCGGUGUUGUGUGCGUGACUAUACUCGACAGACUCAAGGGUGACCAAGUGGUCACACCCAAAGAAGAAUUGCGUCGAUGGGAGGAAAGACCGCAGACUGUUGUUGCACGAUACAUCAAGGGAACGUUUGAGAAGAAAUUAAAGUAAAAUGAAGGGCAGUGCAACAAUCUUGUAUUUUAAGCGUAAACGUCUCCGCUUUUUAAUUGGUUGUCAUGCUUCAUUCCAGUGCAACAUAUGCAAUGC
Saccoglossus kowalevskii is the source of this 2454-nucleotide messenger RNA. Its product is annotated as uridine phosphorylase 1-like. Lineage: Eukaryota; Metazoa; Hemichordata; Enteropneusta; Harrimaniidae. Gene Ontology annotation, cellular component: cytoplasm; cytosol. Gene Ontology annotation, biological process: uridine catabolic process; nucleotide catabolic process. The record is from RefSeq and is a predicted model, not a curated record. Gene Ontology annotation, molecular function: uridine phosphorylase activity.